Molecule: messenger RNA, 3329 nt
Organism: Racocetra fulgida
Lineage: Eukaryota; Fungi; Glomeromycota; Glomeromycetes; Diversisporales; Gigasporaceae
Source: the annotation of a GenBank genome assembly
UGAUUGUCAUUACUGAUGAUGGAGAAUCAUCAUGUACUUUGGAGAAUUUUGAUAAAUCAAUGAAAUUGGAAGAAGUGCGCAAACGUCUAUUUUUUGAUAAGAAUGUGUUGAUGGGUCAAAAUGCAAAUUUUUGUUAUAAAGACAAGAAUAUAAUACCUAUUACUGCCGAAAACAAUUACGCGCUUGAACUAAUAUUGAUUCCACAAGAUGAUGCUUUCUACAUAACUAAAGACCGAUCAAAACCUAGUUUUCCGGAAAUCGCACAACGACUUGAUUUAGAUAAGGGGCUUAAGAAACAAGAAGAUGGCACUAUAAUUGCUGCAAGUGCGCCAGCAUUUCGUAUAAAAAAUCUGCAGAUGACGGAUGUUACUAUUGAGAAUCACUUUGUGUCUAUUAAUGGGAAAACAAAUAAAAGCUUUGAACAGAUUUGGAUAAAAAGUUUUGAGGAAAAUUGUAGCACCUUAAUAAAUAAUCAUGAAAAUCAAGAAACGUCUUUAAAUGAACAUGAGAUUAUGUAUUAUAUGAAAUGUUCUAUUCGGUUAUCAUACUUAAAAUUGGAACCUACUGAAGAGUACGUUGAAGCUAUCAAAGAUGCGCUAGACAAAAAAUUAAGCAAAGCACAAAGAAGAAAGGAACUGAAUAAAGUUGAAAUUAAACUGGGAGGAAAAUUCCACCGAAUUGUUAGAAAUCAAACGAAAGGAAUUACGCAAAACCAGUUAAACAAUCAAGAUAUUGAUAUAAGUGAGCUCGACAAACUUAAAGUAUUAGGUGGUGAUGUGUCAAAGAUUGCAAGAUAUAAUAAUACGCCUGAAUGGUUGGAAUCCUUAAAGUCUUAUGAUAAUUGUGAAAUUAUUUUGUAUGAUGAUAAAUUAUCACUCUAUGAGUUACUUCCAGAAAAAUUGAAGUCAAAAGUAAGGAGAGUUAACAGUAUGAAAGUAUUUUAUUCAAAUAUCUUGACAACUAAUUAUUUCAAAGGUCGUCUUAUAACUAAAGUUCCCAAGCCACCAACUAUUUCAACAUUUAAGGGCUAUAAAAUAUUUGCUUCAAUUUUUAAUGUAGCAGACAGAGAACCGGUAAACACAUUUAGUAUUAGGAUCGAUUAUCAAGAUUCGGAUAAUCCGUACUUUGUAAUUCAUUGCCUUGAACCAGUUGCAAAAAAUUCGCCACCAAUUAGUCUUUUAAUACCUUGGAUGGUUAUUGGAUAUGAAGAAAACCUUCCGUCUGAACCAUUUUCAAUAAAUUCUACUGACAACUACAUAAAAUAUAUUUGGACUAAAAACCAUGACGAUGCAGAAAUAGAAAUUCCAGGAUUGAUUACGCAGAAACAUUGUUGGAUAGGUACUUGUGUUUUACACUGUGAUGAAAAUCCAGGGUAUGAGCUAGGAAAAUCUGAAAUAGCAACCAGUUAUCAUUUUUGCCAAAAAGGCAACUAUAUGUCUAUAUGUUGUAAUCAACAUGAUAUUUCAGCAAAGUCAACUAAUUUAACAACUCGUAAAUUAAAAUUUAAAGUCAAUUGCGCAAUUAUUUUUAAUGCAAAUGACCCUGCCGUAUCUCGCCCUCUUAUUAUGGAACCAGAAGGACAAAUUUGGGAAAGUAGAGAAAAUAUGAAACAUCAAACAAAGAACAAAAAUAAUAUUUUUACUAUGCGUAGAUGGUUAUUGCCUAGAGAUGAAAGACUCAUAUUUGCAAGUCUUUUUGGUUCAAAUUCUUAUAAAUAUCAGUGUCAUCCUUUUUUUUUAAAUAUUAGUCGGGAUUAUUUUAUUAUUAAAUCAUUAGAAAAUUUUGUCAAUCAACAACCUAUAAAUCAAAUUAAUUAUGUUGCUAUGCCAAAAGUAGAAGAUAAUGAAAAAAAGGAACCAAAGGAAAUAUUUCAAGAGAACUCUCAACCUAUUUCCAGUAAUCAUGAUCAUUUGGAUCCAAUCUUUACUGAAAACAUAAUAAAGUUUCUCAAAUUAAAAAACGGUUUAAUUGUUGACUCAAGAGACAUAUAUACUGCAACAAAUCAUGCAAUCAAUUUUGAAUCAAUUGCCAAAAAUAUUAAAGGAUGUUACAUAAAAAUAUCAUUACCGAAAGAUAGAAAUGAUUUAUAUUUAUUGAAGAAUCAUAUAAAUAUUACUUCUUUCCAAUUGUUACCUCAAAAAUUGAUUCAAAUAAUGUUAAAAUCAAACAGUCUUAGUGAUAAUCUAUGUUUUGAUCAUGUUCAUUUUGAAGUUUAUUAUCCAAAAGUUGAAUUGAAUUUUAAUAAAGAGACUAUUAAGCCAGCAAAAGAGAUAAAAAACGCUGUGGACAAUGCGUUGAAUAGUAAUAAACCAUAUCAGGAAUUGAUUAAAGUAUUCAAAACAUUUGGCUUUUUAAUAUCUCAGAAGCUUAUUCUUGGACAAAAAUUAUACAGAACAUCAGUUAGGACACCGGAUCUUGACGAACAGCGAUUAAAAAUAAAGAAAAUUUUUUUUCAGAAUUAUUUAUCGAAUAUAGAAGAACUUUUUGUUCUAUGGGAUUAUCAGUAUAAAUUUGAUGAAACAUAUUUAAUGACAACAGAAGGAAAGUCAAUCGAAAAAAAUAAUGUCGAAAAAUGGGUAGCUGACAAUUCUAAACAAGACUUUAAAUUAUUACGUAUUAUCAAUCGAAGUAAAUUUAUACCAUUGUAUGAAAUAUUCGAAGAGCCAAUUAGCGGUCAAAUUAAAACAAUUUUAGGAAUAGACGAUCUUCCAAAAAUACUUAUGACAGGAAUUGUGCAGGUCACUAAAGAUGUUAAAUAUUAUCAAAUAAACUUUUCAUCGAAUUUGGGAAGUAGUAAUUACUAUAUUUUUGCAACAUUGACCAGUUCUAAUAAACAAUCUUUUGAUAAAACUAUUGUGAACAUACAAUCUGAAAGUAAGAAAGGUUUUUUAGCAAUAAUUGAAAGUUUUGAUGAAAUCAACAUGGAGAAUAAAGAAAUAAUUCUUGAUGAAAAUAACAACAAACGUGUAGUAAUCAGUGUUCCAAAAAAUUUACCGAAAGGCUCAAUAAUGGCUUUAUCAUUUGAAUAUCCCUUGUUCAGUAAUGAUUUAACCAUUCGAGACGAUAAAAUUAGAUUGGAUAUCGAUUGCAGUCUAUACGAUGAUGAUUAUUAUUCCGAAUAUACAAAAUCUGACAGUGAAUCUGAGAACAAUGAAUCUGAAAGUGAUAAAUCUGAAGAUGAAUAUUUAAGUGAUAACUCAGAAUAUGAAAUUACACAUACGCUUCGAUAUUGUAUAUUUAAUUUUGAUAAUGAAUCUAUAGAAGCUGAUAUUUCGACAAGCAAAUGCAAAAAUAUCUAUUUAAAAGCAAUGGGCCUAUUAAUUCAUUAA